AAUGCCAACGCGUGUGGUGUUAUAAAAUAAAAUCCCAGAUGCUUUAUGUUAGUUGCGUUAGAGACACAUUUGAUUGUGAGGUGAAACUAAAGCGGAGUCGGAAUUGGAAUUAGAUUAGUUAACACUUUCUCAGUAGCAGUUCAUGGCUGACAACGAUUCUCUCUCCGAAUUCCUGGCAUCUGCAGUAGACGCUGCUCGCAAAGCUGGUGAUAUCAUUCGGAAAGGCUUCUAUGAAACCAAGCAUGUCCAGCACAAAGGCCAGGUUGAUUUGGUCACUGAAACUGAUAAAGCAUGCGAGGAACUCAUUUUUAAACAUCUCAAGCAUCUUUACCCUACUCAUAAGUUCAUUGGGGAAGAAACCACCGCUGCGUUGGGCACUACUGAACUUACAGAUGAGCCUACAUGGAUAGUUGAUCCUGUGGAUGGAACUACUAAUUUUGUGCAUGGGUAUCCCUUUGUUUGUGUUUCCAUUGGUCUUACGAUUGGAAAAAUUCCUACAGUUGGUGUUGUUUACAACCCCAUUAUCGAAGAGCUUUUCACUGCCAUUCGAGGAAAAGGUGCUUUUCUGAAUGGGAAUCCGAUCAAAGUGUCGGCACAAACUGAACUGAUUACCUCUCUUCUUGGAACUGAGGCACCCACACAACGUGACAAGUUAUCUGUAGAUGGCUGUACAAAUAGGAUUAAUAACAUGCUUUCCAAGGUGAGAUCCCUUCGAAUGAGCGGCUCGUGUGCUUUGAACUUAUGUGGAAUUGCUUGUGGAAGGCUGGAUGUAUGCUUUGAACUUGGCUUUGGUGGUCCUUGGGAUGUGGCUGCUGGUGCUGUCAUUAUUAGAGAAGCCGGAGGUGUUGUUUUUGAUCUUUCUGGUGCAGAUUUUGAUAUCACAUCUCGGAGAGUAGCGGCCUCAAACCCUUUCUUAAAAGAUGCACUUGUGAUGCUCUGCGCCAAGCCCAGUGAGAAACUUGGUCUUCAUCGAAGUUGGUGGAAAAUUGGCAUAUUGAGUAAGUCAACCUGCGUUAAUGCAUUUUGCUGAUGCAUGUUUUUUUCUAGUUGUUCUAUUUCUAUAGUUGCUGCAUAAGCGUCACCAAAAUAUUUGUAUAAUCUAAUUAUUACCAUUUCACGUUUCAUGAUGCAACUCGCUUCGGACUAAUUCAAUUCACAUAUCCGAUAACUACAAUAUUUCUAUCUUGAUUAUGCUAUGUUGUUUUUUUAAAACAACUUUUUAAGGAUUUCUAUUUAAAUUUUAUUAUUUUGCUCGGUCUUCAGUAGUUGGUAUUUCUUUUCUGGGUAGAGUUUUGGUAGUUGUUAACUUGUUAUGAUCUUAAAAAAAUGGUGAAUAUAUGAUAAAGAUUCGGGUUAGUUGGUUAAUCACCCGUCUGAAUAUGAGUUGGCAUCCGCAUCUGUUUCAAGGAUGUAAUGAUCAUGGAUUAUUAAAUAUAGGAUAUAGUACUAGUCAAACAGAACAAACCGAAGUUUUGAAUGUGCCGAGUGUGGAAACAGACUCAACAGAGACUUGAACAACCUAAUACGUUUCUUCAGUGAGAGAAAAAUAAAAUAUAGAGAAGACAUUGCACAUUCAUUUAGUUUGUCUAAUUUAGUGUGCUACAUAUAUUGUAAUUUCUACGUAUUGUUUGCACCUGCCAAUUGGAGCAUUCACCAUUUCAUGUUUGCAUGGUCCCACACAGAACAAUGAUAUAUGAUAUUAUCUAAUCUAAUGGAUGUCAUUACUGUGAAAGAAGAAAGGGAUGUUAACUAUAAUUUUUCUUCUAGUUGAGACUCUUGCUGAAUUGUUGAUGUACUUACGCAGGACCAACAUGGUCGCUUAGUUAAAGUGAGAUACAGAGUUCUUUUCAUUUUUAGCAUUCGAGUUUGAAUUUGAGUUUCUGGUAUUAAAAAGUUGUUGACAAAAUUCUCUCUCUUAUGAUAUUUUCG
This is a messenger RNA of Arachis duranensis, 1929 nucleotides long. Its product is annotated as inositol-phosphate phosphatase. The transcript has 12 exons. Gene Ontology annotation, molecular function: inositol monophosphate 1-phosphatase activity. Gene Ontology annotation, biological process: signal transduction; phosphatidylinositol phosphate biosynthetic process; inositol metabolic process. Bases 143 to 1030 code for a protein of 295 amino acids. The record is from RefSeq and is a predicted model, not a curated record. Lineage: Eukaryota; Viridiplantae; Streptophyta; Magnoliopsida; Fabales; Fabaceae.